Molecule: messenger RNA, 2160 nt
Organism: Lathyrus oleraceus (garden pea)
Lineage: Eukaryota; Viridiplantae; Streptophyta; Magnoliopsida; Fabales; Fabaceae
Exons: 4
Coding region: 1-2160 (719 amino acids)
Molecular function (GO): zinc ion binding
Source: RefSeq, a predicted model, not a curated record
AUGGAUGAUUUUAGUUAUGUGAACGUGAGUCCUAGUCUUAGCUUUCACUAUUCACAAGUUGGUAAUGGUCUUGAUUCUAUUGAUUUGUACAUCAAAUUCCAACCCAGUCAACAAACUGAGGAAGUAAACGCUCCAAGCGAUGACGAAGACGCCAAUGAUCCACAUGUCAAUGAUCCACAAAUACCAUCUAUAAUACCCAUUGAAGAUGUCGAAGAAGACGACGUCGAGGAUGAAAACGAGGCACAGGCCGAUCAUUACUUUACCUCUUUGUUUGAAGAAGGUGAAUGCGACCAUGUUGAACAAGAAGUCGAAAAUGCCAUUCCAAUUAACCAAGUAUUUUGUCCGCCUCCGCACAUGACAACUUUGGGCGUGAGCUCUGGCCAAACAUCACUUGAAUGGCCAUGCAUUCCCCGUAUUCCGAAAGAAGGUGACAUUGAUGUGGGUAACAAAUUUAAGAACAAAGUUGAUUGUGUGUUUGCCAUUAAAAAUUACCACAUGACACAUUGCCUAGACUAUAGGGUGAAUAUCUCGGAUAAGAAAAGGUAUCAAAUAAGUUGUAGUAACGAUUUGUGCAAGUUUCGUCUGGUGGCAUCAUAUCAGAAAAGGAGUGAUUUAUGGGAGAUUGGUAUCAUGACCCCGCCGCAUAGUUGUUCAUCAACUAUCCUUAACCAGGACCAUCGGAAAUUGAGCUCGCAGUUGAUGUCUCAAAGCUUACUGCCUCUUGUGGACAAAGAUCCUUCAACAAAGGUGAGCAUUUGUAUAAAACAUAUUGUUUCGAUAUUCAAAUUCACACCAUCAUAUAGGAAAGCAUGGAUUGCUAGGAAUAAAGCAAUCGAGCAAGUCUACGGUAAUUGGGAGAAUUCAUACAAUGAACUUCCACGUUACUUGUUAGCACUCCAGAAGUUUGUUCCUGGUAUGGUGGUAGAAAUGCAAGCACUUCCUAUAUAUACAAAUGACGACACCAUUGUUGCUGGUCAAGUAAUGUUCCACCGAUUAUUUUGGGCAUUCCAACCAUGCAUAAGAGGGUUUGCAUAUUGUAAACCUCUACUACAAAUUGAUGGCACCUGGUUAUACGGGAAGUACAAGGGGACCCUAUUGAUGGCAGUGGCACAAGAUGGGAAUAGUAACAUUUUCCCUGUUGCUUUUGCACUUGUUGAAGGUGAGACAGCUGAAGGUUGGGGGUUCUUUCUAAAGAACUUGCGAAGGCAUGUUGCUCCUCAGCCUGACUUGUGUUUGAUAUCGGACAGACAUGCCUCGAUUGAAAGUGCUUACAAUAAUCCAGACAACGGUUGGCAAGAUCCACCUUCUGUCCAUGUAUAUUGUAUCAGACACAUUGCACAAAACUUCAUGCGGGAAAUCAAGGAUAGAAACCUCCGUAAAAAGGUUAUUAAUAUGGGUUAUGCUUUAAACCGACCCACGUUUAAUUAUUACCGAGAUGAAAUUGCCUCCACUAACGUUGUUGCGCUAAGGUGGGUAGACAACAUUCCGACACAAAAAUGGACGAGGGCAUUUGACGAGGGUCGGCGCUGGGGUCAUAUGACAACAAACCUCGUCGAGUCAAUGAACUCAGUUUUUAAAGGCACCCGCAAUCUACCCAUUACAGCAUUGAAAAACUGCAUGAAGGUGAUGAAGGAAGAAACACUAAAGUCCAACACACAUCAGGUGUCAAUUUUUGACUACCAGCAUCACACUUUUAGUGUAAAAGAGACAAUGGACCAUGGUGAGGGGAAGCCUAUGGGACGUUACAAGGUCAACCUACAAGGUGGUUGGUGUGAUUGCGGAAAGUUUCAAGCUUUUCGUGUUCCUUGUUCACAUGUUAUCGCUGCGUGUUCCAAGAUACGCCAUGACGCAUACGGUCUUCUGUCCACCGUUUACAAGGUUUCAAACCUUUUUGGGGUUUACAGUAAUAGUUUCCCAGUGCUGCCAUACGAUGCAUAUUGGCCCGUUUUUGAAGGAGAUCUACUAUGCCAUAACCCUAGCAUGAGAAGGAACAAGAAAGGUCGCCCAGUAAGCAGGCGUAUAAGAACGGAAAUGGACACAAAUGAUACGUUGGAGAGAAAAUGCACCUUAUGUCGUCUUCAUGGUCACAACCGAUCUCGAUGUCCCAACGCCGGAGCUACUACCGAUCUCGAGUUCCACAAAGAAGGUCUACUCGAUUAG